UUCUCCUCCUGCCGCCUCGGCCAUGGCUCGUCGUCUCCUGUCGCCGCUGCUCCUCCGCCUCGGCAGGGACCCUCGGUCGGGUCCUGCCGCCCUCCCCGUCCGCCGCGGCGGCGGGGUGAGGCGGUGCAGCUUGGGCGCCUGCGCCUCCUACCGCCUCCGGGACGGCGUACAUCCGCUGUGGCAGAGCCCGAUUACAAUUCCGGGGGGCAGCCGGCAGUCUCCGAUCAAUAUCCAGUGGAGAGACAGCGUCUAUGACCCCCAUCUUAAACCCCUUGAAAUACGCUAUGAUCCAGCCACUUGCCUCCAUAUGUGGAACAACGGAUACUCGUUCCUGGUUGAGUUUGAGGAUACCACAGACAAAUCAAUUAUUACAGGAGGCCCCUUAGAAAACAACUACCGGCUGAAGCAAUUCCACUUUCACUGGGGGGCCAUAAAUGAAUGGGGCUCGGAGCACACGAUUGACUGUAAGGUCUUCCCAGCAGAGCUGCAUUUGGUACACUGGAAUUCUUGCAAAUAUGAAAGUUUUGAAGAAGCUUUGAUGGAAGAAAAUGGUUUGGCUGUGAUUGGAGUCUUUUUGAAGCUUGGAGCCAAUCACAGUGGGCUUCAGAAGUUAGUAGAUGCCUUGCCAUCAAUUAAACACAAGGAUGAUCUCGUUGAGUUUGAUGAAUUUGACCCGUCCUGCUUGUUGCCAUCAUGCCCUGAUUAUUGGACGUACGCAGGAUCUCUGACCACCCCGCCGCUUUCAGAGUCCGUCACCUGGAUCAUCAAGAAGAAGGCGAUAGAGGUUGAUGAUGAUCAGCUUGAGGUGUUUCGGAUGUUGCUCUUCACCCCUGCGGGAGAAGAAGAGCAAAGGAUGGUGGACAAUUUCCGUCCACUUCAGCCAAUAAUGGAUCGUACCGUCCGUUCCUCUUUCCUAAUCCAGCACCGACGGAACAUUGAAACAAGAUCAGACGAACAAAUACACCAUGCCCAGCAGGAAACGCCCCAGGCGGGGCAUGUGCGCCUUUAAGGGGGGGGGAUAUAUACAAUGUUUAUUAGCACUUUAUAUGUUUAGAAUAUAUCUUGAUGCAAGGUCACUUACUUUAAAGGGUAUUGGGUUUGUUUGGGGUUCUUUCCUCUUCUAAUGAGCUGCUUUUUCUGUAGCACAAUAACCUGCUUUAACUUAAACUCCUCCUACAAAUAGUCAUUCAGAGUAUACAUCAAGUAGAAUUCCAAGCUUUGUCAUCAAGACUUCUCUAUUGCAAUAUAUAUGUAUUUGCAGAUUCUCAGUUUCAUAAGCUGUAUGGUGGCAAAAGAUGUCCCCAAGAGGACACAUUCCAGGAAAGACAUAACUAAAGCAUAGCUCUAGGAAAUGGAGAGUUUGCAUGAGUAGAUGACAUUUUUAUGCAUGGACUUGUGCUUAUAUUGGUACACACGGUCCAAUUCUAUCUACCUCUGAGCUUUUAACUUUAUAACAGUUAAAUAAUUUUUCACUGUAUCUUUUGUGCCUACCAGAGGUGUUUGUUUUAGUUCUCCUAGAUCCAGGGAAUGAGCCCUUUCCACAAACCAGUGGAUUUAAAUGGAUUCUGGAUGAAAUCCUAAGUGUGCUUCCUUGGAAAUGAGCUCAAUUAAGAUCAGCGGGACCAACUUCUAAGGAAAUGGGCAUAGGACUGGGCUUUGGUGUAUGUACACAUUAGUAUAUAUUUACUGACAUGGUUGGGACUCCCACGUGUAGACUUCGGCAUGAGCACACCUAUAAUAUAUAUUUCCCCCCUACUCUGUAGGCUGAUCUCAAGUCUCAAUUGUAUUUUUAAACAAAAGCCUGCAAAGCAUUUGUAUGAGCAGAAACAAGCCUCAUCCGGGAUCCAUCUUCUGCUAAAGCUAUCUUGAGAUUUAUCAUGUGCCAGAAUUAAUCAAUUGCUUUUAGCAUUGCAGCCCUUUUCAGACCCCCCCCCCCAAAUAUCACGUAAUAGUACUGAGGAGUGUUCUGUUACAGUUUCAGAAUGUACAUGUCAAAAGUAGAAAUAAAUUGUUCUAGUAGUUUUGAAAAACAAGCUUCAUUAGUCAUGUUACUUAAAUUAUAGGGUGAACUGAAAUCCACUUUCUGCAAGCAUCAGUUUUUGUUUACAUGUGUGCCCUCAUUUUGCUCCAUACAAAAGUGGGAUUAAUUUUACGUUUCCCACUUGCCCACAGGGAGUGUCUUUAGCACACAGCUUGUUUUCUGCAAGGGUGUCCUCUCCUUUUCAACCAUAGGCUGGUGGGUCUUGUGUGCCAAAUAUAACUUGAGUAUAGCAAAAAUUAGAAUAUGGCAUCAGCCGUAUGGAUAUAUUUGGACCAAUCUAUUCUCAGUAACUAAAUAGGGCAGGUGUGGAAAAAGCUUUGGCCCUCCAGAUAUUGCUGAACUACAAAUCCCAUCAUCCCUGGCCCAUUUUCAAGCUUGCUGGGGCUGAUGGGAGUUGUACUUCAGCAACAUCUAGAGGGUCCCCACACUUGGCCUAAGGAUAGGAGCUCAGUUUGGCAUGCACAAUGGUUUUAAACCUUGCAGAAGGUGGCAACUUUAGGUUAUGGCCGAUGUUAGUUCUACCCAGAGAAGACCCAUUCAAAUGAAUGGACAUGAUUACUUGGGCCCAUUAAUUUCAGUGGGUCUACCUAGUUGCAUCAACCCUUUAAUUCCACUUAGGCUGGUGAGAAUAGGAGCCAGGUAGUUUACACAACUUUAGGAAACGGGAUUGGCUUCUGUACUUCAGGGUUGUCUUUUUGACUUGUCUUUUUGAUAAAUGGUUUAUCUUCCUGACUGUUCUUAUGCCUGUGUAUUUAUAAAAUCUGCUAUCAUAUAUACCCCUUGUUCUGAAUGAUGCUAAAUGAAUUGCUUUCAAAUUA
Molecule: messenger RNA, 2859 nt
Organism: Podarcis muralis (Common wall lizard)
Lineage: Eukaryota; Metazoa; Chordata; Lepidosauria; Squamata; Lacertidae
Gene: CA5A
Product: carbonic anhydrase 5A
Cellular component (GO): mitochondrion; cytoplasm
Molecular function (GO): zinc ion binding; carbonate dehydratase activity
Source: RefSeq, a predicted model, not a curated record